Trichomycterus rosablanca is the source of this 3131-nucleotide messenger RNA. It is a transcript of the gene ikbip, whose product is annotated as IKBKB interacting protein. NCBI's taxonomy places the organism in Eukaryota, Metazoa, Chordata, Actinopteri, Siluriformes, Trichomycteridae. The record is from RefSeq and is a predicted model, not a curated record. The transcript has 3 exons. The coding region runs from base 221 to 1369 and encodes 382 amino acids.
GAGGCUACGUGGCUACAUGGCGCCUCUGUCCUGCUACACCUGAACUUUCGGAGGAUCUGAACUGACGACUGGCCAUAAAAAUACAACAAAAACCAAAAUGUACAUGUAAUUUUUUUAAUACAGUUUAAACUGCUCCUUAAAAAGACUUAUAACAAAGUAAUUCUUGUGAAGUGAAGUGAAAUUUCUCAGUUUUAGAGACGAGCAAGUUUACCUCAGCAAAAUGCCAGGCGAUGGAGUCAAACAGAGGAAAACAAAAACAGCAGCAGCGGUUCAGAAUAACGGAGAAAACAGAGACUCACAUCAAACCUGUAACAGUUCAGUCAGGAAAGAUGAAGAAAAGGUGCCUAAUAAUAAUAAUAAUGUAACAUGUGGGAAAAGUUCUGCAUGGGCAGUAGAUGUGAAAACUGGAGUGAGUUUGUUGUCUCUCACUGGUUGCUUUCUGCUCGCAUGGGUUGUUUUCCAACAGAAUGCAAAAUUUUAUGAAGUCGAGGAGAAGUACAACCAUCUAUAUGAAAAGGCUGCUGAUCUGCUGGCAUUGCAAAAGAAGUUCAGUGCCAUUUCUGAAAAGUGUGAAAAUGUCCAGAUGCUGGAAAACCAGGAACUGCAGUCACCACUGUCCCAGCUGAACAGCCUGGAACACAAAGUGACCGAGCUUAAGGAAUGGUCGUCAGGCCUCACUGAACGGCGCCAGAAGCUGCAUGAAAAGCUAGCCAGCCUUAAACAGGCUGUAGAGCGCAUAGAGAACCGGACCACUGCCAUCUCCAGCGAUGUGAACGCCAAAGUGACUUCGGUCCGGACAGACGUCAGACGCAUGGGAGGAUUAGAGGGUGAUGUUGAAACUCUCCUCACUCAAACCGGCGACCUUGAGAAAAAAAUUAUUCAGGCAGAAAAGCUCAUGGCCAAACGCAUCGGUGACUUGCUGGCAGCCAGCAUCGACCGAGUUUCAGGUCUGAGGAGCUCUUCAGAGAAGAACACCCAGGGUCUGGAACAGAUUCGAAAACGCCUCCCAGAACUCUAUGCAGCUGACAAGAAGCUCUCAGAGAGCAUCCUGGCUCUGGAAAGCGGCCGAGCCAAGCUGGUCAGGACGCUUACCUUUGCGAGUGAUCUGCGACCCAAAAUGUCCACCAUAAAGAUGGACUUUGCUAUGCUGGAGCCCCAGCUGGUAGAGCUGACCCUAAGGAUCGGCCGCUUAGCUGAAGAUGUUAUGAAGAGGGAGGAUGAUAUUGCACAGAUAAAAGACAGUUUGGCAAAAUUUACAGAUGCUCAGAAGGACCUCAAACAAGUCCAACAAGAGGUGGUGUUGGAAACGACUACUGAAAACAUGUACGAGGCUGACCUCGACAAAACGGCGACACACACAGAACUCUAACUAUAUAACUAUAGAGCAAAGGCGACUUUAUGCUAUAAUGUCAUAUUUAAAGGUUUAAUUUAAUAUCUUGGUUAUGAUGUUAGGCAGCAUGGUAACAGGGUUAUUUGUGUGGCUGACACACAGGUCCAGGGUCCAUGAGGCCUUGGUUAAAUUCUUGGCUCUUGUUACUAGGUGUGACUUUCCUACUGGUUUGAAAAUGACAUCUUGUGCUCUGAGUACUCUGAUUUCCUCAUUUCCCACAAUAACGUGGGAGUAGCUGGACUGGCUGGUUUUAUUUGCCCCAAGGAGUGAGUAAGUGAAACUGUGGGAGAUGGGUAAAAACCCAUAUUAAUUACAAAAGUCUUGUGUUUUAAAUACUCAGGUUGUUUAACAUGUUGUAUAUGAUGUUGGGCAGCAAUGGUGGCACAGCUGGUUGUGUGAGUGCCACACAGCCCUUAUCUACAGUAUGUUUAGUUUGGUUUCCUUAAGUGUGUAAGUGUAUGUUGUCUUGUGUUCAACUGACCCACUGUCCAGGUUGUAUUUCUGCCUUCGGUCCAGUGUUUCUGAACAUGAAGCAGUUAAUAAAGAAGAAAAAAUAAGUAGUAAUAUUUUUAGAAUUCAGCAGCUUGGAAUGAAAGUGUCCUAGCAUGUCCUCAAAAUUUGUGGAAGUCAUUAUACAUGAAAAUACAAUAUAUAUAUAUAUAUAUAUAUAUAUAUGUAUAUACUGGUGCUGGUCAUAAAAUUAGAAUAUCUAAAGAGGGAAGGAAAAGAUGUGGUAGAAAAAAGUGUACAAGCAAUAGGGAUAACCACACCCUGGAGAGGAUUGUGAAACAAAACCCAUUCAAAAAUGUGGGGGAGAUUCACAAAGAGUGGACUGCAGCUGGAGUCAGUGCUUCAAGAACCACCACGCACAGACGUAUGCAAGACAUGGGUUUCAGCUGUCGCAUUCCUUGUGUCAAGCCACUCUUGAACAAGAGACAGCGUCUCGCCUGGGCUAAAGACAAAAAGGACUGCUGAGUGGUCCAAAGUUGUGUUCUCUGAUGAAAGUACAUUUUGCAUUACCUUUGGAAAUCAAGGUCCCAGAGUCUGGAGGAAGAGAGGAGAGGCACAGAAUCCACAUUGCUUGAGGUCCAGUGUAAAGUUUCCACAGUCAGUGAUGGUUUGGAGUGCCAUGUCAACUGCUGGUGUUUGUCCACUGUGUUUUCGGAGGUCCAAGGUCAACGCAGCCGUCUACCAGGAAGUUUUAGAGCACUUCAUGCUUCCUGCUGCUGACCAACUUUAUGGAGAUGCAGAUUUCAUUUUCCAACAGGACUUGGCACCUGCACACAGUGCCAAAGCUACCAGUACCUGGUUUAAGGACCAUGGUAUCCCUGUUCUUAAUUGGCCAGCAAACUCGCCUGACCUUAACCCCAUAGAAAAUCUAUGGGGUAUUGUGAAGAGGAAGAUGCGAUACGCCAGACCCAACAAUUCAGAAGAGCUGAAGGCCACUAUCAGAGCAACCUGGGCUCUCAUAACACCUGAGCAGUGCCACAGACUGAUGGACUCCAUGCCACGCCGCAUUGCUGCAGUAAUCCAGGCAAAAGGAGCCCCAACUAAGUAUUGAGUGCUGUACAUGCUCAUACUUUUCAUGUUCAUACUUUUCAGUUGGCCAACAUUUCUAAAAAUCCUUUUUUUUGUAUUGGUCUUAAGUAAUAUUCUAAUUUUCUGAGAUACUGAAUUUGGGGUUUUCAUUAGUUGUCAGUUAUAAUCAUCAACAUUAAAAGAAAUAAACAUUUGAAAUCUA